CUGCGGCGUCGCUGUCUGAGCAUCCGACAACCUGCAAUUUAGCGCCAGCAUGGCUGAUUGGACAAUGUCAUCGCCGGUUUGCCGACUGAUGUGCCUGUUGACCAUCACUCUUCUAAUUGGCGGCACGAUUGGUAAAGCGUCCAUCGAUCAGAUGGCCAAGACGAGUGCAAUGAUGCGUUCCGUGUGCGUGGGAAAGCAUAAGGCCAGCGUGGAGCUGAUCGACGGUCUCGGCCGCGGUGAGUUCCCGGAUGUGAAGGACCUGAAAUGCUACGCGAACUGUGUGCUAGAAAUGAUGCAAGCGAUAAAGAAAGGAAAAGUUCAGGCCGACAAUGCCAUCAAGCAGAUCGAGCUGUUAGUGCCUUCGGAGAUCGCCGAACCAACGGUUAGAGCGUUUGAUCUUUGUCGGGAUUCGGCGGCAGGCAUUAAAAAUCACUGUGAUGCGGCUUACGCGCUGCUGCAGUGUCUACACAAGAGCAAUCCGAAAUAUUUCUUCGCAUAAAAAUUUGGCACGAGGUCCAAAUAGAAAUAUUAGUAAAUAAUACGAUACACAUGUAUCAGUCUUCAAUCGGGUACUUGCUUAGCGCUUAAAACUUACGGCUUUAUAUUUGAAAUAAAUCUAAAA
Molecule: messenger RNA, 622 nt
Organism: Anopheles bellator
Lineage: Eukaryota; Metazoa; Arthropoda; Insecta; Diptera; Culicidae
Product: general odorant-binding protein 72-like
Exons: 4
Coding region: 50-499 (149 amino acids)
Biological process (GO): olfactory behavior; sensory perception of smell
Cellular component (GO): extracellular region
Molecular function (GO): dibutyl phthalate binding; odorant binding
Source: RefSeq, a predicted model, not a curated record